Egretta garzetta (little egret) is the source of this 2339-nucleotide messenger RNA. RefSeq names its product phosphofructokinase, liver type (gene PFKL). NCBI's taxonomy places the organism in Eukaryota, Metazoa, Chordata, Aves, Pelecaniformes, Ardeidae. The record is from RefSeq and is a predicted model, not a curated record. Gene Ontology annotation, cellular component: cytoplasm; 6-phosphofructokinase complex; membrane. The transcript is spliced from 21 exons. The coding region runs from base 37 to 2292 and encodes 751 amino acids. Gene Ontology annotation, molecular function: monosaccharide binding; fructose-6-phosphate binding; identical protein binding. Gene Ontology annotation, biological process: fructose 6-phosphate metabolic process; fructose 1,6-bisphosphate metabolic process; canonical glycolysis.
CGGGGCCACCCUGGCUCAUGUCUCGCCUUUCCAGGGAUGAACGCCGCCGUCCGCGCCGUCACCCGCAUGGGGAUAUACGUGGGAGCCAAGGUCUUCCUCAUCUAUGAGGGCUAUGAGGGGCUAGUGGAGGGGGGAGACAACAUCAAGCAAGCCAACUGGCUCAGUGUCUCCAACAUCAUCCAGCUGGGCGGGACGGUGAUCGGCAGCGCCCGCUGCAAAGCCUUCACCACCCGGGCAGGCCGGCUGCGGGCUGCCCGAAACCUGGUGGAGCACGGCAUCACCAACCUCUGUGUCAUCGGCGGGGAUGGCAGCCUGACAGGCGCUGACAUCUUCCGUUCCGAGUGGGGCGGGCUGCUGGAGGAGCUGGUCCAGGACGGGCAGAUCAGCGAGGAGGUGGCACGGGAGAACUGCCGCCUGAACAUUGUGGGGCUGGUGGGCUCCAUCGACAACGACUUCUGCGGCACCGACAUGACCAUCGGCACCGACUCAGCGCUGCACCGCAUCAUGGAGGUGAUUGACGCCAUCACCACCACGGCACAGAGCCACCAGCGGACCUUUGUGCUGGAGGUGAUGGGCCGCCACUGUGGGUACCUGGCGCUGGUGUCUGGCUUGGCCUCAGGUGCCGACUGGCUCUUCAUCCCCGAAUCCCCUCCAGAAGACGGCUGGGAGGACCUCAUGUGUGAGCGGCUCGGGGAGACGCGCAGCAGAGGGUCACGGCUCAACAUCAUCAUCAUCGCCGAGGGUGCCAUCGACCGCAGCGGCAAACCCAUCUCCUCCAACUACGUGAAGGAUCUGGUGGUGCAACGCUUGGGCUUUGACACGCGGGUCACCGUCCUUGGCCAUGUGCAGCGUGGAGGGACCCCGUCAGCCUUCGACCGUGUGCUGAGCAGCAAGAUGGGGAUGGAGGCCGUGAUGGCGCUGCUGGAGGCGACGCCGGACACCCCUGCCUGUGUGGUGAGCCUCUCGGGGAACCAGUCGGUGCGGCUGCCGCUCAUGGAGUGCGUCCAGGUGACAAAGGAUGUGCAGAAGGCUAUGGAUGAGAAGAGGUUUGAGGAGGCCAUCCAGCUCCGCGGGAGGAGCUUUGAGAACAACUGGAACAUCUACAAACUGUUGGCGCACCAGAAGCCGGCGCAGGAGAAGAGCCCCUUCAGCCUCGCCAUCCUGAACGUGGGUGCCCCCGCCGCCGGCAUGAACGCUGCUGUCAGGUCGGCGGUGCGGAUCGGCAUCUGCCAGGGACACACCGUCUACGUGGUGAGCGAUGGCUUUGAGGGCUUGUCCAAGGGGCAGAUCCGCGAGGUGGGCUGGCAUGACGUGGCAGGCUGGCUGGGACGCGGUGGGUCCAUGCUGGGCACCAAGCGGACGCUGCCCAAGACCUGCAUGGAAAAGAUUGUGGAGAACGUGCGGAAAUUCAACAUCCAGGGGCUGCUGGUCAUCGGGGGGUUCGAGGCGUAUGAGGGGGUGUUGCAGCUGGUGGAGGCACGUGGGCAGUACGAGGAGCUCUGCAUCAUCAUGUGCGUCAUCCCCGCCACCAUCAGCAACAACGUGCCUGGGACCGACUUCAGCCUGGGCUCGGACACAGCCGUCAACGCAGCCAUGGAGAGUUGUGACCGCAUCAAGCAGUCGGCCUCAGGCACCAAGCGCCGCGUCUUCAUCGUGGAGACGAUGGGGGGCUACUGUGGCUACCUGUCAACCGUCACUGGCAUCGCAGUGGGCGCUGAUGCCGCCUACGUCUACGAAGAUCCCUUCACCAUCCACGACCUGAAGGCCAACGUGGAGCACUUGACCGACAAAAUGAAGACUGAUAUCCAGAGAGGGCUGGUGCUGCGCAAUGAGAAGUGCCACGAGCACUACACCACUGAGUUCCUCUACAACCUCUACUCCUCUGAGGGCAAAGGCAUCUUUGACUGCAGGAUUAACGUCUUGGGCCACCUCCAGCAGGGGGGAGCCCCAACCCCCUUUGAUCGCAACUACGGGACCAAGCUGGGAGUGAAGGCGGUGCUGUGGAUGUCAGAGAAGCUGCAGGAGGUCUAUCGCAAGGGGCGCGUGUUUGCCAAUUCGGGCGACUCUGCCUGCGUGAUUGGGCUCAGGAAGAAGGUGGUGGCCUUCAGCCCUGUGACAGAGCUCAAGAAAGUCACUGAUUUUGAGCACAGGCUGCCCCAGGAGCAGUGGUGGCUGAACCUGCGGCUGAUGCUGAAGAUGCUCGCCAACUACCAGAUCAGCCUGACCGAGUACAUCUCGGGGAAGAUGGAGCACGUCACCCGCCGCACGCUCAGCAUCGAGAAGGGCUUCUAGUCCCGCCAGCCCGAGCCGUAGCCCCCCUCCACCGCGUCCUCUUCCUC